This is a messenger RNA of Olea europaea var. sylvestris, 1332 nucleotides long. RefSeq lists its product as uncharacterized. NCBI's taxonomy places the organism in Eukaryota, Viridiplantae, Streptophyta, Magnoliopsida, Lamiales, Oleaceae. Gene Ontology annotation, molecular function: RNA-DNA hybrid ribonuclease activity; nucleic acid binding. The transcript has 3 exons. Bases 1 to 1332 code for a protein of 443 amino acids. The record is from RefSeq and is a predicted model, not a curated record.
AUGGAGACUUUAUGUCGAUGGUUCAUCCACUGGAGAACGAUCUGGACAGGCGUCGUAUUAAUCAACCCUGAACAUCGCAUAUUCUGCAAAGCCUUGCCAUUUCACUUUAAAGCUUCAAAUAAUGAGGCAGAGUACGAAGCUCUCAUUGCCGGCACAAGGAUGGCCUCAGGGUUGGGGAUCUCCGACCUGAUCAUACACAGCGACUCUCAACUAGUCAUAAAUCAGGUCAACGGUGUAUAUGUGGCGCAAGAAGAAAGAAUGGACAACUAUCUACAAGUUGUAAGAAAAGAACUUGAAAGGUUCAACACCACCGAACUCAAGCAAAUUCCCCGAUCGCAGAACGAUCACGCCGACGCACUGGCCCGGCUAGCCACCAGUGAGGGAAUUGAAGAAUUCGAUAGCAUCCCCAUGGGAAGAAUAUCCCUAUCGUCUACCGAGCUGGACAAAGUGCAUGCCGUGCAAGAUGUUCACGAAAGAAUAUGUGGAAACCAUUCAAGUGGGCUCUCACUAGCCCACAAGAUCAUACGACAAGAAUACUUUUGGCCUGCAAUAAGACGUGAUUCCCUUGAAUUUGUCAAAAGAUAUGACAAAUGCCAGCACCUCGCCCCCAUCAUAAAUGCUCUAUCGUGCGAGUUGAACCCAGUAACAGCACCUUGGCCCUUUGUGAAAUGGGGGGUCAACCUAAUUGGACCUAUGCCCGUUGGAAAAGGAGAUUUCUGUGAAGAGUUCGACAUCAAGAAAUAUUUCUCAACGCCAAACCAUCCGCAGGCAAACGGCCAAGUCAAAGCCAUUAACAAAAUUAUUAAGCAUACAUUGAAAGCAAAACUCGACUUGUUUAAAGGAGGACGAGCCGACGAACUCCCUAGUGUGCUAUGGUUUUAUUGCACCACUACAAGGACUAACAUGGGAGAAAUACCAUUCUCACUGGCUUUCGGUGUAGAGGCUGUGAUCCCACUAGAAGUCAGCAUUCCCUCGCUGCGUAUAACUGAUUAUGAUGAAGAAAGGAACCACAUGGCUCUUCGUACGGAACUGGACCUAACCGAGGAGAAAAGGAACAAUGCUGAACUUAAAAAUGCCGUUUACAAGCAGCGAAAUGUCAAGUACUACAAUCAAAAAGUUCAAAAAAGAGAAUUCGAAGUAGGAUCCCUCGUAUUACGGAAAGUAUUCCUCCCCACAAGAGAGGUAGGCAGUGGAUGCCUAGGCCUGAAUUGGGAGGGCCCCUAUCUGAUAACGAAGGUCCUGCUAAAAGGGGGAUAUGAGCUGGAAGACUUGGAGGGUAGACCUUUAUCCUAUCCUUGGAAUGCUGAACACCUCAAGCAGUAUUAUCAAUGA